Messenger RNA from Biomphalaria glabrata, 4646 nucleotides. RefSeq lists its product as uncharacterized. The transcript has 12 exons. Bases 315 to 3209 code for a protein of 964 amino acids. Lineage: Eukaryota; Metazoa; Mollusca; Gastropoda; Planorbidae. The record is from RefSeq and is a predicted model, not a curated record.
GUACUCUGGUUGUUAGGUACCUAGAACAGUUUGUAGAGCUUUUGAAACUUAAGAGAGUGACAUGGAAAGAGUUAUGCUUCGAUCUAGUGGGAUAGAACGAUAGUGUCUUAGAAAGAUAAAGUGUCUUAGAAAGUUGAACUGUCUUGCUUGUCUCACUAUGUUGAGAAGUAUCCUUAUCAAACUCUAGAUGUAGAUGCACCAGUGAGUAUGUCAGAGGAUAUUGAUGACAGAAGAGAGAUCGAUCACAUUUGCUGUGAUGGGUGAAGCAACCAAGAGAUUGACCUAACGCCUCUGUCCAGCGUUCCGCCUCUGAAAUGGGAUGUGGAAGCUCGAAGGACUCCACGCCAGUGGCGGAGAAAAGCAAUGGGGCCAGAAAUGAUAACCCACCUAUCGAGCCUAUUAACGUCCCUGACAUUGACCCUAGGUAUCCCCCACCUGAACCCCCACCCAACACCAAGGAUGAUAUUUACAGACUUUCGGACUACACGGCUAUCGACACAAGAGUAAAACAGCAAUCUCGUACGUACAGGACUAACACCUACGACAUCCUGAUCAAAUCCAUCUGCGCCAACUGUACCACUGAACUACAAAAACUCCGGGCCAUUAUGGUAUGGCUGUUCCUUCAAGACAUUCAUGGAUCUUUCUACAGCGGCGUGACUGAUCCCUACACUCCGAGGGGAUACAUGAAGCUUAUCAAGGCCAGGGGUGGUUCCUAUGCGGCGUUUUUGGCCCAGUUGUGCAGAGCUGUAGGCAUACCUUGCAAUGUGAUCCGCGGUCUAGGUAAGGGAGACAAGUAUGAAGUGGGCCAGCAGGACUUGAGUCAUUUGGAGAGCUCCUGGAAUGCCGUCUACGUGGCAGAUGGCUGGAGGCUGAUUCAUCCAUUGUGGGCGAUUUACAAAGAGAAACAAGUGGACGAGAAUAAACAGUCUCCUCUCGCUGGCACAAAAAGAUCAGACAUCGACGAGUUUUUCUACUUAAUAGACCCAAAUAGACUCAUUUGCUUCUGCAAGCCCCACCUUGAUCCUUGGCAGCUACUCAAGGUCAAAUGGGAGCAUCGGAAAUUCGUCAAAAGUCCAAAGUUUACCCAGCAUUACUUCACUUCCGGUCUCAUGCUGCCCAAGAAGUACAACGCCAUCAUCUACAGCGACAACGGCAUCUGCGUGAUUGACUUUGACCAUCAGGAGUACGCCGAUCCUUCGCUGGAUGCCACAUUGACUUUCAACAAGGACAUGUCCAGCGACGUGAUGCCCCAGGGCACGGACCUAAAAGACUUUAUUGCCAGGGUCAACACCAACUCCAGAAAAUCUGUCAUAUUCAGAUUCCCUGUCAGGGGUCGCUACGAGGCCGAUCUCUUCGGCGGGGUCAGUUCAGGCAACCCGAAAAUUGUGGAGUUUCGUAUUGAGUGCGAUGACGUAGGCAGGGACCCCCAACCUUUUCCGAUGCACCCACCUGGUGGUUUUGGACUUCAGCCAGUGGCCAGUCAGUUUGGAAUAUCGGACCCUGUGCCGGACUCAGGGAUUAUAUUAGUGAAACCGGCACAGGUAAAACAUUUCUCCUUUACUUGUACACAAAGACUGGAGGCCCAGGCGACACUUUUUCAUAACCGAGUUAGUUCAGAAAGUUUUGAGGAUUUUCUCUCAACUAAAUGUACUGCUGAUGAGGUUCAUGUCACUGUGGCAAUACCGGACGAGGAACUUUUAGAAUUUGCUCUGCAGAUAGCUGUCCGUCCAGACGGUGCCACGCGAGAUUUUACAGUAGUUGCCAACUAUCUCCUGGUGGAUGAGAAUUGGAAGAAAAAGACAGCAGUUGUCACGCCACGGCCUCGUAUUAGCAAGAACGAUGAGGAAAGACUGAGAAAAACUUUGAUCGCUGCCACACAGAAGAACGACAUUGAGAGACUAGAGAGCGCCAUGUUGGACUUUGAGAGAAAUGGUCUCCCUGACAAUGGAGACCUGACCAGAGCAAGACACAAACUCUACCAGUUGCAUCUCCAACGUUUAAGAAAAGCAACACUGGAAAGAAAACUGGAAGAACUUGAUUAUGCUAUUGAAAGUGCCAAGAAGUCUCCUGUGGCCUUAGAUUUGAUUGACACCAAGGAAAUGAAUGAGGCUAUAAUGACCAGGCAACAGCUUAGACGACUAAGACUUUAUAUGCACAAAGUUCUGGCCCUAAACAAAGCCACCAUCUCAGAAAUACACAGCUACCAGAGACCACGCCCUCUAGUGCACACCGUCAUGAAGGCCACGUUUAGAAUUUUGGGUGAACCAAGGUCAAAGCUUCAGGACUGGAGUUACAUACAGUCCUCCAUGAGGACCUUGGGACGUAACAGUAUGAUCAGCAGAAUGCGAAGAACGGACAUCGUUCAUUUGAAGAAAGGUCAAAUGAAGGACGCAGAGAACUACCUGUCCCAGACCAACAAGCACCUGGUACGCAUGUGCAGUGCGGGUGCUGGAACUUUCUAUGUAUGGAGUAACAACAUGGUGUCAGAGUUUUACGGUGACAAAAACCUUGACCCCCUAGAUGUCUGGAACAGCAAUAACAAAUGGGCUAAGACCAAGCCAAGCCCUCGCCGCCAACGAAUUGAAAGCCGAGCAUCGGAACAACUUCAGGACGAUCCCGCAUUAAGAGAAACUGAUGAGUUCUCUGGGGAGUCAGCCGCUGAGGAUGAUUGGAAUCCCAACAGGACUCCGACUUCUAAACACGGCAAUCCGAGAGAGGAGGAAGACGAGAACAGGCCACGGAAGAAACUGGAAACCAUCGAAGAGGCGAAGCCAUUGAAAACCAAAAAGAAUGGCCAACCUAAAAAUCAGGAUUCUAAUGACGAGUAUGAUCAAGAAGGCGCAAAACAAAAUAAAAAGAAGAAAACAGAAUCCACGGACGAACUUGGACAGAAGUCAAAACAGAAGGACCCAUUUGAGACCACAAGGAACAGACGCCCUUCAGAUGAUUGGGAUCCAAGCAACAAAAGAACGCCCCAAAGGGAAUAUUCAAGACAAGACAAGAAACCCAGACGGGAGCAGUUUGAAAACAAGGAGAAUCAAGGUUUAGCCCGAAACAAUUCUAAGAAUAGUGCAGGAAAAGAAAGUUUAAAAACAAACAAGGAGAAUUCUCCAGCCAGAAAAGUAAAAAAGUACGAGUCCUUACUAGAGAACGAUGACCGGCGUUACUCAGAGCAGAUAGAUAAUAAACCAAAACCUGGCAGACGAUGAUGUCUGUAUGACCUAUGACCUAUCAAAAUUUAUAAAGUUUUAGAUCACAUUGCAAUGCUUUAUAUCUGUUAUGUAAUGUUGUAUAGUAAUACACAUGUUUAUUAAUCUUAGUCAUGUUCUCUAUUUAAUGACUAAUCUUUGGUAAUAUUCAAAUGUCUGUAUGAUACAUUUUUUUGUCUAUUUUUAUAUUGAACUAAAUGUACCUCAUUAUUUUAUAUACAUUUUGUAGACAACUAUUCUGUAUUUUCGUGACAUAAUGACGAACUGACGAAUUAUAUUGAAAUAACGAGACACAAAUUUUAUUAUUUUGAAAAAAGUAAGUACUAUUAGUUAAUAAAUUGUUUCAACUUGUAUGUAAUACCUUUAAAUUCAAACUCUGGUUUCUCUGAUGCGAGGUGUUAGAUUAAUUCAUCCUUAUAAUGUCUGAAGUUAUUGUAAAUGUAAAUUGUUUUUCUUUUGGCUACCGGAAAAUGCAUAAUUGAAAUAAAGAAGCAUCUUAAGUGUAGAUCAUUAGUACACAUGACUUUUUUUUAGGAAGAUAUACACUUAUAGUAACGUUUUAUAGAUUACACUUUUGUUUUAUUAUAUACAUUUUACCUUUUAGUCAGUACGAUUUUGUUAGUUUACAUGUUGACGAAUCCCAGUUGCCAAAUUGUUUUAUAAUGUAUUAUUUUAAAUUCCACUUUUUUUUGUCUCAAUAUAUUUAAGGGUUUAGCUGAAGAGUGAUUGUGAUAUUUCAGUUGGUGGUUUGGAGUUUCUCUUGACUCCCACCUAAAGUGGAAUACAUCAAACUGUUGAAAGUUUGCAAGAGUUCAAUGCUUAAACAUUUCAUGAAUUUUAUAAGCUUAAAUAUUUUACUAUCGCCCGCAAGUCCAUCAACUUGAUUCUACAGAAGUUUAGUUUGGAGAAAUAAGAUGUUUGUGACAAUGUUACAUUAGCCCUGACAUAUCAAUAACAAUUGAUGGUGAGUCUUAAACAUCAGGGCCAGGUAUUGAAACGUCUGCUAGAGAUGUGAUGACCCUUGACUGAUACGUACUUUAAAUACAAUUAUUAUAUAAAAUGUGGUUUGAUUUGGUUUAUGCACUUUUAUGCUGUUAACUGAUCUAUGUAUUUAUUGCUGUCUCCUCUCUGUGCAGCUCUUGUUCGGACACAAUAUAAUUAUUGUAAGGGUUAAAAUAUAUUCUUAUUUAGUUUUCUUUUAGAUACUUUAUUUUAAUAUUUAAACUUAUGUGUAAAAGUUACUUAAACAUUUUAAAAUUUUAUUUCUAUGAAAGUGACAGGAGAUACGUAACCAAUCUAUGUAAUAUUCUACAUUAUGUGAUAGGAACCAAGACCGAUAAUCAAUAGUUUCUGAGAAAUGUAUUUGUAAAUACAAUUAUUUCUAGUAUUAUAUUUCCUUAGCAUGUUUAUAAUAUAAUAAAUGAAGCCACAGCUACA